This is a messenger RNA of Penicillium verhagenii, 1005 nucleotides long. RefSeq lists its product as uncharacterized. Bases 1 to 1005 code for a protein of 334 amino acids. NCBI's taxonomy places the organism in Eukaryota, Fungi, Ascomycota, Eurotiomycetes, Eurotiales, Aspergillaceae. The record is from RefSeq and is a predicted model, not a curated record. The transcript has 2 exons.
AUGACAUGCAACAUUUAUUCCGCGGAACCCGCUCAUCCGGUCCUUGCCCACUCCCUGCUCAGUGAGCCAAGACCCACAACGAUCGACCAACCCAUCCAUGGACCAACGACCAAUGAUUGGGACCUCAAGGAUGACUGGACUACAGGCCUGGGAGUAUCUAAAGAUGGUGUUUUCCGAAGCGGAACGAUCAUUGGUUUCUCACGACUACGAAACAGAAGCAGCGAUAGUGACGAAUAUGUCGGACAGCUUCCGCGCUAUCUUCUCACAGAAUAUCUGCGGAAGAACCCCCCAUCAUCUGAAGCAAACACCUUCAUAAUCUACCCCAGUUUCUCCGAUGCAUUUGCUGCCAGGACCUUACUCACCAGCCUGCAAUCUGGCCCAUCGCCUCUAUCCAGAGAGGAUGCCAUGAAGAGGCUGGAUUGUGUACAACUAUAUCCAGUGCAAAAUCUGCCAGAUGCCGCCCAAGCCAUCAAACAGGUCUCGGAACUGUUGCAGCAGGCCGAAGAAAACCGACAGCUGUCGGACCAGGCAGCAAGUCCAAUCUACCCCGCUAUCAUCCUUGUCGUGGUCGGCCUGGAUACGUUGGCUGAGGGCAUUAUUCGGACUUCUAAUACAGCUAGGGGAUCGGCCGUGCUUGCGAGUACCUUACGGGCAUUGACGCGCAUGUCUCGCACACAUGGCUCUUUGCUUUCUAUCUUGCUUGUCAAUACUAGUGGACUUGGGUCUUCUCCUUUCGACGCUGGUCAAGAUACGUCGAGUGGACGGGCUGCUAUGAUCGGCAGCGGUGAAAAUGACACAAGACCAUCUAACCAUGAUGGGAUUCAUUCUAUCUUCCAGCUGCCUGGCUCUCAGGUGCUGUCAACUUUACUGAUGAGAACGCUGGAUCAGGGAAUCGAUACGCACAUCUUACUUUCCGAUGUGAAAUACGCGCGUGUGGCAGAGGUCAUUAAAGAUCGCACUGGUACGGGUUUGGGGAAAUGGGGAAUAUGGUCACCUCCGAGAUGA